AUGAUCCCGUUUCCAGCCGUCACCGUUUGCUUGACGGAGAAAUAUACAAAGGGAAAAGUCGAUAUCGACCGAUUGGCAGACGCAUUAACCAAAGCAAUGCAAUCAAAUGAACCGGAGAAUUUCAUGAAUUUAACAGCCAAAGAAUUGAAUCAAUUGGAUACUUUGCUAGUGAUAUGCUUUCAGUGGUUGUAUCAUUAUUAUGACCUUGAUUAUUCCAUUCCACGAACUGAGAUCAUUUACAAAACAAUUGAAGAAAUGUCUCCAAAUGAGGUGCCAGAAGCACACUUUUUCAAUUGGAGUUCGGUGUUUGAGCCAUAUUUUACGAGUGAAGGAGUUUGUCACAUAUCGAAUUCGCUUGAUUCAAGGGAUAUUUACAGCGAUAACGUCGUACCUGAAUUGAAGACAGUGUGGAAGAAUCCUACUGCGAUCCAUUGGAAUAUGGAAGAUGGCUACAAUUUGAGUGCGAACAGCGGUGAAAUAUAUCCACAUCGUAUGUUUGGCUACGAUUACAGCGAUACAAUGUACGUUGUUGUUAAAAGUUUUGUCGGUGAAUCGAAUAAAUACUGCGAUAGAUUUGCACAAGGUUUUCAACUUGCCCUCCAUCCGCCCGACGAAUUAGCACGAGUGCCCUGA
This is a messenger RNA of Sitodiplosis mosellana (orange wheat blossom midge), 633 nucleotides long. RefSeq lists its product as uncharacterized. Gene Ontology annotation, cellular component: membrane. The coding region runs from base 1 to 633 and encodes 210 amino acids. Lineage: Eukaryota; Metazoa; Arthropoda; Insecta; Diptera; Cecidomyiidae. Gene Ontology annotation, molecular function: sodium channel activity. The transcript is spliced from 3 exons. Gene Ontology annotation, biological process: sodium ion transport. The record is from RefSeq and is a predicted model, not a curated record.